AAAACACUCCUUGAAUACGGCACAGGUUGAAACAAGGACGCAAGUUCACGCCCUGCGCUAUGCAAAACUUCGUCAAAGAUCGCGACCGGGCAGCCAGUCCACAGAAUGGUCAACCAAUUGUCACAGCCGACCGGCAGGCAAUUGCUGCGAAUGCAAAGAUCUCACUCAAGAAGGUGCCUAUUGCUCAGCAGCCACAGGUUCAGCCAUCCAUUCCGUCCCGUGGAUUUGGCAAUGCUCAGAACAGCUCUGCAGUCAUGCAACAACAUCGACGGAGCCGCCAACCGGGCCAAGGUCAAGGCCAGAAGCGUGACCCUUACGAUACUGACGCGGAGAGUCUUGACACAACGGUAAAUCACUCUAUAACACAAGUUGAGGAUAGCCAGAAGAAAGACCCGGGCCAUCAUCAACAGCAAGGCCAGAUUGUCGAUGUCGGUGAGGAGUCGGGUGGGGAUGAGGAAGCGUCUGAAGAAGAGGAGGAAGAAGAAGAAGACUUCGAUGGCUAUGUACUCACGCAAGAAAAUCUUCAGCUUCUUGAAAAGGCUGGCCUCCGGGACUACUCUCGUGAAGCGCAAAUCGAGUUCUUGCAGCAGACACAGCCGUAUGGAUUUGGAACUAUCGACGGUGAUUCUUACCCCACAACAACUAACGGCGAUCCUACUGAAUGGGAAGGAGGACAGGAGCCACCCUCAGAGAUCUAUAACGACAGGGUCCCGACUUCUCCUUCCCCGCAGCGAGUCAACUCCCACGGGCAACUCACACGUCCAAUCGUACCACAGCUACAUCAACAAGAACAAGUGCCGAAGAUGUUUGGAGCUAAUCGGACUAUUCCAAAAUCGACCAACUUCUUUCACCAGUCAGCAAAGAUUCGCAGCGAGCAGCGUUCCACUCCGCAGCUCACUCAACGACAAGGACAAGGUUAUUCAAACAACGCGGCUGCCCUGCCCGCCAGCCUGCCCCCCACUUACAGCCAGGCCAACAAGGGAAUUGCUUCGGAUCUGCCAGUACACUCAAACAAUCGUCAGAACACUCACGCACCGGUCAACCGCCCUCCACAACUUGUUCAGCGAGAGCCAUCUGGGUACACACGCGUUCAACUUCAUCCUCCCAAACCUCAUGAGCCUGCUGUCCCUUUGAAAUCCACAUCAUCAACGCGAGCUAGAGUGCAACCGGUUGUACAGCAACAACCCGUAGAGCCAGCACCACUCGAAUAUUCUAAUGAUAUCCCUGCUAGCGACUACGAUGAUGAAAAGUUAUUCGCAAUGAAAUACGAUGAUUUGAAGAACGAAAGCUUCGACAAGGAUCCUCGUGCGGGCCCUCCAGCUCUCACUAACGACAUGCUCCGGAAGCCACUCGUUGAGCGCUUACAGUUCGUACAUGAAAACUUCGAUGCUGGUAGACAGUCUCAUUUCUUCAGCUCACUACCAACUACCGAAUGGGAGGAUGCCGGCGACUGGUUUCUAGAUCAAUUCCAAAGCAUCAUCAAACGCACUAAAGAAGCGAGGCAGAGCAAGCGGAAGCUUGCACAUGCGUUCGAGGAUGAGAUUGAGAGGCGGCACAUGCAUGUGUCAAAGAAACAGCAUCAGGUGGAAGAAGCUAUGGAGAAGAUGAAGAUGCAGGGCGAGGGCAUGAUGCAUAAGAGUCCAAGGGCCUCCAAGAGCCCGAAGCCAAAGAGGGGUUGAUAAUAUGGUGGUUAAUCACGACUGUUUACGUACGGAUGAUACAUGAAGGAUUGCACGAGAACGAGAGGCGGUCAUACUGCGUACUAUAUACCCAUAUCAGCGAGCAUACGUACUUUUAGCGCUUGAAGACAUCAAUGUCAAGUGGUUUCGCGCAUCUUGGUGGCUGAAUUUUCGGGGUCGGGGCUCCCUUAUCAGGAUGUGGCUGUGGGGCGAUGUGGUACUUCCUUAUCAACAGGCCAUCCUGACCUUAUAAUCACUCCAAAUAUUCUCACCUGUCAGUGCAAUGGACAACACUAAUACAGUAAAACCCACUGCUUACUAUGUUUGCUGGACUA
Cucurbitaria berberidis CBS 394.84 is the source of this 2014-nucleotide messenger RNA. RefSeq lists its product as uncharacterized. The transcript has a single exon. NCBI's taxonomy places the organism in Eukaryota, Fungi, Ascomycota, Dothideomycetes, Pleosporales, Cucurbitariaceae. Gene Ontology annotation, cellular component: RNA polymerase I core factor complex. The coding region runs from base 60 to 1679 and encodes 539 amino acids. Gene Ontology annotation, biological process: nucleolar large rRNA transcription by RNA polymerase I. Gene Ontology annotation, molecular function: RNA polymerase I core promoter sequence-specific DNA binding; TBP-class protein binding. The record is from RefSeq and is a predicted model, not a curated record.